Messenger RNA from Chara braunii, 2029 nucleotides. The record is from the annotation of a GenBank genome assembly. Lineage: Eukaryota; Viridiplantae; Streptophyta; Charophyceae; Charales; Characeae.
GCGGCAACAGUCGAUUUUUUAAUCGCAGGCAGGCACCUUCGUCGUCUACCAUGGUGGUUGUCGGCAUAUGAAGGUCCAGAGGCCCUAUCCACCGGCAUGCCAGAAGAUACUUCUGCAGUAGUCGCGUGGAAGGGUGCCUGCCUGCGAUUCAAUUGAUGGCAGACAUGCACAAGAGAUUGCCUGUGCUGGUGCUCGCUGUGGUCAUCUUCCUGUUUGUCGUCUUCCUCCACGUGUGUUUGUCGUGCCGAUCGUGGAAGCAACGUCGCAAGUGGAGGGCGUCAACGAAACGGCAGGGAGGGGAACGUCCGAUGGCGGGUAUGCAGGCAUGCGCGGUUCUGGCUGCAGGUCAGGGCGGAAGACGACCUGCGAUGGCGGAGCCUCGACGGCGGUACGACCCAUCCAUGUACACCCAUCUAGAGUCGCGGGAGACGCCACUGCCCCCGUUGGACGAGGAGCCGGAGACGGAAGAACUUCCAACGUUGCCUCUCGCCAGCGGGUCGACGCAGCUGUUGUCGCAGACGGUGCGAGCAGGCGGGUCGGCUAGCAACGAAGGCGGCGAGUUCACCUCACUUCUGCACCAAGGCUUGGGAGAUGACGAAGAUGGAGGACUUGAUCUCAUGUUCGGGUUGUGUUCUGGCGGCGCUAGGGAGGCGAGCCGUACGUUCAUCAUCGACACCGAUCCUUCGCCACGUGGCCUUCAACAUGCUGGAAGUGAGCAUACGGAGCAGUCCACACUUCGUGGCGGUGCGUCCGUUACUGGCGAUGUCGGGCGAUCGGCAGCAUCCCGACAGCAUGGAUCGACUGCACCGUCCGCCAAUCAAUUGACAAGUACCUGGCCCGCGCGUACUGGAGUCGCAUCCGGGUCCCUGCGCAUCGGCGGUGCACGUCCUUCGAUGCCCAACCGCACAACGCCGGCCCAACCCGACCUGAGGGACGAGGGCGCCCGCAUACCACCGGUGCGUCCAGGACCCAUUGUGGAGAGCAUCACACGAGGAGUGUCAAACAUGCGGGCACACAGCGAUGGCAGCGACAACGAUGGCGGUGGUGGUGACAAUGCCGGUGAAGGAUUGAGGGAGGACGUGGAAGCAGGGGACGACGACGACGACAUUCCUAUUCGGCCUUUGGGGAAGACGGGUGGGAGGGGGAAAGGACGCAGCAUAGGUGCUGUUCGUGAUCGAUCCGUUAAGAGAUGCAAGCGGGAGCAAGAGAUGCACCUCGUCGGGCGGGGUCACAAUUACGGGCGGAUGCGGACCAAGGAGUGGAAGCGGGACGACAUUGCGAAGCGCAUGGCGAACGCGGAGAGGCCUAAAGACGCCGACGACUGCAUGAAGAAGUGGGACAAUCUCUUCCAAGACUACAAGAAGAUACAGAGGUUUCAGAAUGCCAGUGGUCAAGCAAAUUUCUUCAGGCUAUCGAAUGAAGAAAGGAAGGAGCACAACUUCAAGUUCCGGAUGGAGAGGGUGUUGUACAACGAGAUCCACACAGGCAUGCUGGGGAACCAUACAAUUUUCCCUCCCAAUGUCGCCGACACCGGCAGUCCGGACGGGUUGCAGCUGCCCAGGCGAGGAGCGAUUGGUGGGGAGUCUGUUGGUAGUGAGGCCCGUGGUGACGGCUGCCCUCAAGAACGUUCUUCAGCGAGGGACUCCGACAACAACGCAGGCAGUGGGGCUGGAGGCGGGAAGCGGAAGAAUGCGCGUCAACAGGCGUUGGAGUCGAUCGCUGAUGUCAUGGACCGCCAUGGCGAACUGAUGUCGGCGACGAUCGAUUCGUCUAGCAAGCGGCAAUGCAGCAUAUUCAAGAGGCAAUGCGAUAUACUCGAGCAGGAAGUUGCAGUCCAAAAAGCGCACUAUGCGGCGUCCGAUGAGACGCAGAGGAUGAUGUGCCACGCGCUUAUGGAGAUCACUUCCGCCAUCCGUGGUCGGUCGCCGACGUAGGCCGUUCGAUCGUGUGUUGAUUGAAGUCCAGUCAUUGCGUUCGUAGUUGGCUUAAUUUUUUAUUUUUUUUUUAGUUCACGGAUUCUUCUAUUGAG